This is a messenger RNA of Penicillium brevicompactum, 816 nucleotides long. Its product is annotated as enoyl-CoA hydratase/isomerase family protein. The transcript is spliced from 2 exons. Bases 1 to 816 code for a protein of 271 amino acids. Gene Ontology annotation, molecular function: enoyl-CoA hydratase activity; delta(3)-delta(2)-enoyl-CoA isomerase activity. The record is from RefSeq and is a predicted model, not a curated record. Gene Ontology annotation, cellular component: peroxisome. Gene Ontology annotation, biological process: fatty acid beta-oxidation. Lineage: Eukaryota; Fungi; Ascomycota; Eurotiomycetes; Eurotiales; Aspergillaceae.
AUGGCUGCUCUAUUUACUGUCCCAAUCACAUCAACUGGGGGCUCGAUCAUCUGCACGAACCCUAGCGCAGCAAAAGAACAUGAGAACAUCUAUGUGCUCACAUUUACAUCGCCAAAAGAUAACCGGUUGACCCCUAUCUUUAUUGAUGCACUGCUACUGGUGCUCGACAUUAUCGAGCAUCGCUACCCCAAGGGCGUUGUUGUCACCACAAGUGGGAUCGCCAAGUUCUACAGUAAUGGCCUUGACCUCGAGCUUGUGAGCAGUACUGAAGGCUUCCUCGAAAAUUGGCUAUGGAGACUGUUCCGACGAUUCUUGACAUACCCAAUGCCAACCGUCUGUCUUCUGAAUGGACACGCCUUUGCAGGUGGUUUUAUGCUGGCGAUGUAUCACGACUACCGGAUCAUGAACCCAGACCGCGGCUUCUUGUGUGUCAAUGAACUGGAGUUCGGUGUCCCACUUCAGACCCCAAUGAUGGCCAUCUUCCGUGAGAAGUUGGCACCCAUCACCUUCCGAAACGUCGUUCUGGAAGCUCAUCGUUUUGGUGGACGCGAUGCCCUUCAAGCUGGCAUUGUGGACGCUGUUGGCGGAAUUGAGGAGACCCUUUCCUUGAUCCAAGGACGCAAGCUCCAGACCAAGGCUGCAACGGGCAUCUAUGGAACCAUGAAGGAGGAGAUGUAUGCUCGGACUUUGAACGGUCUGGAUGAUCACGCUGGCAACCUGAAGUGGCGCGAAAAUGUCGAAGACAAGAAUGAGUCUGUUGCUAAGAAGGGUCUGGAGGGUGUGGUCAAAUUUGAGAAGCAGAACGCGAAGCUUUGA